Molecule: messenger RNA, 2588 nt
Organism: Girardinichthys multiradiatus
Lineage: Eukaryota; Metazoa; Chordata; Actinopteri; Cyprinodontiformes; Goodeidae
Gene: pld3
Product: phospholipase D family, member 3
Exons: 12
Coding region: 230-1678 (482 amino acids)
Molecular function (GO): catalytic activity
Source: RefSeq, a predicted model, not a curated record
GUCUGUUUUUAUCUGGGUUUUUUCACCCGUUUCAUUGACUGAAUACCCGUGUUUAGUUUGAGGCCAGCUCCUGACCUGCAUGCGGAGCUGCGCGACUUUGUGCUGAAGUCGAGCCGUGCAGCUGAUGGUCUUUACAUUUCAAACGCCUGGAAGCUUCUCUUUGUCCAGUUUGUAAAGGAUAGGUAGCGAAAUCUGACCUGAACCGAAAGAUCUCACCUCGUCUGUCAUCAUGAAGACGGACAUCCCCUAUAACCAGUUGGUGGAUGCAGAGGGGAGGAGGCAGGAAUCCUGCCGGAGAGCCCAGAUGUGUUUGAUCGCUCUGGCCUGCGUGGCCUGUGUGCUUCUUGCUGCCAUGAGCCUCUAUAACAUCGUGACCCUGCCAUCCUCCUCCUACCAUCACCAUCCCACCUCCAUCACCAGCUGCCUUCAGGAGAAGGUUGAGUCCUGCUCAGACCCCUGCAAGAUUGUUCUGGUGGAAAGCAUCCCCGAGGGGCUGGAGUUCAACUCCAGCACAACCAACCCCUCCAUCUUCCAGGCGUGGAUCAAUCUGAUGAGCGAGGCGCGCAGCAGCGUCGACAUUGCCUCCUUCUAUUGGACGCUCACUAACGAGGACACCGGCACUCAGGAACCCACAGCAUCUCAGGGGGAGGAAGUGUUGAAGAGGCUCGCUGAACUCUCCGGGAAGCUUCAUGUUCGGAUUGCGGUCGACACGCAGGAGGGUAAACCACAAGCUGACCUCAAACUGCUCAACGAUUCAGGAGCCGACGUCAGGACCGUUAACAUGAGGGCGCUCACCUCAGGGGUUCUCCACACCAAGUUCUGGGUCAUAGACAAGAAACACAUUUACAUCGGCAGCGCCAACAUGGACUGGAGGUCUCUCACGCAGGUGAAGGAGCUGGGAGCAGUCGUCUACAACUGCAGCUGUUUGGCGUCAGAUCUGGAGAAGAUCUUUGAAGCUUAUUGGUUCGUAGCAGAGACUGAGUCCAUCCCUUCACCGUGGCCAUCCAGCUUCUCCACUCUGUACAACAAGGACACGCCUCUUCAGCUCCCACUGAACAGUACACCAUCCAGCGUUUAUCUCUCUAGUUCUCCUCCAUCCUUCUGCGCAGACGGCAGGACUCAGGAUCUUCAGUCCAUUCUGAGCGUGAUGGAGGAUGCAGAAAAGUUCAUCUACAUCGCUGUCAUGAACUACCUGCCCACUACAGAGUUUUCACAUCCUAAAAGGUACUGGGCAGACAUCGACACACAGCUGAGGCGAUCGGCAUACGAGAAGAAGGUCCAUGUGCGUCUGCUGAUCAGCUGCUGGCAGCACUCUCCACCUGUCAUGCUUCCCUUCCUGAAGUCUCUAGCUUCAGUUCACGACUUCAGAAACAAACUGGACAUCCAGGUGAGGCUGUUUGUGGUUCCCGCCGACCCGAGCCAGAAAGAGAUUCCUUUUGCAAGAGUGAACCACAACAAGUACAUGGUGACCGACAAAGUAGCAUACAUAGGGACGUCUAACUGGUCGGGGGACUAUUUUCUGAGCACGGCCGGUUCCGCACUGAUCGUAAACCAGACGGGGUCCUGGUCACCAAACCCAACCGUCCAAUCCCAGCUGAAGGCUGUCUUUGAACGGGACUGGCACUCGGCCUACAGCACCCCUAUCACCCACAGCUCAAACCUCAAACACUUCUGUUAGUUUCUACAGCCAGCGUUACACUUUCAUAUCAGCACUCAUUUGCACAUGUAAAGCAUUCAGAUUCUCUGGCAUUUUGCACCUGCGUGGAGAACAACUGCACUAACAGUGAACGGUGGAUCUGAGGAGAUGAAUACACAGAGCUUCGCAAAAGUAUUUGUACUCCUUGAACAAAUUUUUCACAUUUUAUAUCGUUACUCCCACAAACCUUAAUGUAUUUCAGGGGUUUUAUGUGAUAGACCAAAGGAAACGGUAUAUCUCAGCUUUACAUCUCUAGAGACAGCUUAACCCAUUCUUCUUGUAAAAACAGCUCAAACUCAGUCAGAUUAAAUAGUGAGAAUUUGUGAACCUUAGUUUUCAAUUCUUGCCACAGAAUCACUUUUGCAUUUAGGUCUGGUCUUUGACUAGGCCAUUCUAGCACAUGAAUAUGCUUUGACCUAUAUCAUUCCAUCAUAGGUGAAUGUUUGGGACCGUUGUCAUGGAAGGCGAAGCUCCGCCCCAGUCUCAAGGUUUCCUUCAUCCAGCUAUCUUUCCAUUAACUCUGAUAAGCCUCCCAGUCUUUAAAGGAGAAAAGCGUCCCCACAGCAUGCUGCUGCCGCCACCAUGUUUCACCGUCGGGAUGGUGUGUUCAGGGUGAAAUGCAGAGUUAGUUUACCGGCACACAAAGUUUUCCACGAUUGCCAAAGAACAGCCAUGUUUUGUUGCAGUUGUUCCAUGCUCCUCCAUGUUCUGAUGAUGGAUUGAACUGAGCUCUGUGAGAUGUUCAAACCUUGGGAUGUUGUUUUAGAACCCAACCCCUCCAAAACAUUCAACAGAAACAGAACAGCUGGAUUUAUAUGGAGUUAAAUUUGUCUCAAUAUUAUUCAAUCAAACAAAAAACUAAUCUCAAUCAAAAAAAUAUUAAGUUGUGAUC